AUGGGCGAGCUCCCGCUCCGUUCCCCGCAGCGGCCCGGAGCGGCGGCGGCGGCGGCGGCGCGGUCCGAGCGGAAAGCCGGGAAGCCUGCCCAGCGCGAGGCGGCGGCGGCGGCGGCGGCGGCACGCCGGAGUGCCUGGAGCCGGCCGGAGGACGCCCCCACUCUCGGCGGCGGGACCAUGCCGGAUGCCGCGCGGAGCCUGGUGGCGCUGGCGGCGCUGGCGGCCGCGUGCGAGUGGCCCAUCCCGGUGGUGGCAGGAGAACCUGAUGCAGCAAACACCUGUAGCACUGAAUGCCUCCAGUUUAUAUCAAAGCCAAUUCCUCUGAGUAGACUAGAUAGCUACAGAAGCAUCACCUGCAGAGCCAAGAUUUCAGUAAUACUAAAAACCAAGAAGGAGAAAUAUUUUUGUGCCAGAGGAGAUGACAUCUGGGUAAAGGAAAUUAUGCGGCAAAUAGAUGCAAGGAAUGCUCCUUCAUCUUCCAGAUAUGACACCACCGCAGAAAAUCUUCCUGGGGUUGGCCGACAUUCAGGAGAAGCAAAGGAGGAGCUUGGUGGUCAAGCUCACCCCACCAAAACAUUUAGCACAACCCCCUACAAGACAGCAACACUCCCUGUGAUAACCACAGGAGGCCCCAACUCUUCUGUGGAAAAGGUCCUGGCUGGGUCGGAGACCUCAACUUACCCUACCUUGUUCACUCCUCAACCAGAAGCAGUUCCUGCAAAAUCCACCCUUCAGUCUGACUCAAUUGCAAAUAGGGAAGUAGUGUCAGAAACCACUGAGGGGCACAAAAGAUUUGGGGAACACGUCACACCACCAAGGAAAGGCUUGGAGGAUUUCGCCAGAACAACCCAUCUUUUGGUGUCACCUCCUACCUCCCUUGCAGGAACUGACGAAACAAGUACCAGCAGUAAUGGAUUUGAGACUCUCUUGAGAUCUUCAGUACCUCAUCCCAUGAACUCUUCCAUCAGCAAGCUUCUUGUGGACUUUGUUACAAUAGAUAAGACGGCUAUUAUGAUACCUACCAAGCUGUCAAACUCCUCUGAUCAACAGAGUUUGUUUUUAAGCAGCUUUGGCACAGACCAUAAACCACAGUCAGUUGAGGGUUCUACGGUUCAGUCCUUCCCUGCCAGCUUCAGCCCACGUUCCAGUUCUGAUGGAGACAACCUCAGUUCUGUUAAGUUUAGAGGUGUAAUCAGUGCCAAAGGUGGAGGAAACACUACAGAAACAACUUUAGCUAUUGAAACUGGUACUUUGGGGAGUACUUUUUCCAAAACUUCAGACGCUCUCCCAUUUUCAGAUUAUGACCAGGAAACUUUUAAUGAGGAAAGCACUUCAGUAACCAUCACAAACACCCCGCAAGUUCCUUUCGACGUCUUUCCCUUUUUCCAAUCCAAGUUACAAAAUUACGUUAUCCCUGUGGUUUCCAUUGGGGGUGUUCUCUGUGUCAUCUUAGCAAUUGGUGGCUUAUUAUAUGUUAAACGUGGCACAUGUACCAGACAGUCACCUACGAGACAGGUCCAAGGCCUAAUGUACUUUCCAUGUGACUCUCAAACUGAGUUACACCCCAUGGAAAUUCUUUGACCUUUCCCUCUUUUUGUCUGGCCAGAAUCCGUCCCAAUUUACAGUGGGGGUGGACUGGGGUUAGUUUGAUGUAGCGCAACUGGCGGGUGUCCUGUCUGGUCUCCCUCUUCUUCUCUGCCAAGGGCAAGACAGUUUGCAACUGUUGGUCAACAGGAUACACUAAAACAUAACAACCCAAUAUGAAUCUUACGUUUUUGCCUAUAGGGAUAUAGACCAAGGACAAAGUCUUCGAUGUGGGAGGCAGGCCUCCAUACCAAAACAAGAACUUCCAUUAGAGGAAAAGAGAACUGCUUCUUCCUGGGCUGACUAAGCCAAACAUGCCAAUAAGUUGUUGGUACGGUUUAUUGUGAUUAAUGCUUGGCAGUGUUGAGGCUGGCCAAAAAGGAUGAGCAGAGAUACACAGAAGAUUGGCCCAUAACAUCUACCUGUCCGAGAUGAAGGAUGUGUCCACCUCCCGACUCUUCCCGGUCUACUAGGGAGGCUGACUGAGUGAGCGGGCAGUUGAAUUUUCUUUCACUGCUGGUGAUAAAAGGCCAUGAACCCAGGGGUUGUACUCAGCUGCAGCA
Candoia aspera is the source of this 2147-nucleotide messenger RNA. It is a transcript of the gene CX3CL1, whose product is annotated as C-X3-C motif chemokine ligand 1. The transcript is spliced from 4 exons. Gene Ontology annotation, cellular component: extracellular region. Lineage: Eukaryota; Metazoa; Chordata; Lepidosauria; Squamata; Candoiidae. Gene Ontology annotation, molecular function: chemokine activity. Gene Ontology annotation, biological process: immune response. Bases 1 to 1581 code for a protein of 526 amino acids. The record is from RefSeq and is a predicted model, not a curated record.